Messenger RNA from Cercocebus atys (sooty mangabey), 5182 nucleotides. It is a transcript of the gene GRB7, whose product is annotated as growth factor receptor-bound protein 7. The coding region runs from base 3285 to 4628 and encodes 447 amino acids. NCBI's taxonomy places the organism in Eukaryota, Metazoa, Chordata, Mammalia, Primates, Cercopithecidae. The record is from RefSeq and is a predicted model, not a curated record. The transcript is spliced from 13 exons. Gene Ontology annotation, biological process: signal transduction.
UGGGGAGAGUGGGGUAGGGGAUGGCAGAUUGUUUCCUCUGCUUGAUAAGGCUAAGGAGAGACCCAGGUACCCAGUCUGGGUCUCCCUGGCAGAUUGAGGACAGAGAAUGCACCUGCCGGCAAGGUGGACGCCCUCCUCGCCGCCCCGCUCCGGCCUCACUGCCCACCAGGAAUGCUCCCUUUUGGUCCGCCGGUCUUGGACUCUGCUCUCUCCUGAUAUCCUGCUGUGUGCGGGGUGGGGGGACCUCAUGGAAGCAGGCAGCCUGUAAUGAUUAACCGCACAGACACUCCAGCAUUCUUCCCGAAUUAAACUGUAAAAGAGCUGCCCCGCCUUCUCUCAUUGGGUAUUUUUCCUGAGUGAGAGUGGGCGGGGCCUCAGAGUCCUGGGUCCUCCCUUCUAUUAGGAGUCAUCCAGGGGUUUCUCACCUUCUCACCUGGGCCCUGCACCCUAAAAGGUUAUAAGCCUGUCCCGUGGGGGCGGGGCGUGGAGUACUGGGCGGACAGGGACGCUCCCGCCACAUCCAGGCCCCUGGCCCAGGCCUCAGUCCCGCAAGCCCUUCCCCCUACUCUGGGAAGUAGAGUUGUUUUCUGUUGGCCCUGAACACCGGGCCCCGCCACCCGCCCUUAGGGCCAGCCAGGUGGGGCGAGAUUCAGGAAGUAAACAAGGAGGUUGGGAGGACGGGAACGCGGGUGGGGCUGGAGCCACUGGGGGAGGAGGCAGCUGGGAAGACACCGCCGGAGUUACCUCGUUGAGGGGACAAACUGAUUUUGGGGGUCGGUUUUUCCAACCGAAACUUUCCCGGUGCCUCAGUUUCAAAACUCCAGAUCUCUAAGCUGCCAGGCCUACAGCCAGGACCCCUUCCCCUCCCUGCUCACCCCUUUGGUCUUGAGGAUUCCACCCGCCUCCAGCCUUAGAAGGGGCUGAAGGGCCCGGGUGGGGGGAUCUGAAGGCAAACCCCAGCCUUGGGCUGGCCCUCUCUGAUCUCUGAGGCCAGGCUGUAAUGUGAUUCAAAUCCACUUCUAACCCCUUCCAAGCGCUGCCCUCCUGAAUUCUCUGCUCCUCUCCCCACCCCACUGUUGGCCCCCUGCAACCUGGAAUGAAGUCACCAGGGCUGUUUGGAGACCGGGGCUGUUUGGAGGGUAGACUGGGGUGGGAGUGGGGGAUCGUGUUCUGAUAUUGAGGUGCUGGUGUCUCUUGCUAGCGGGUGGUGGGUAUAUCUUGCCCCUCCUGGCAGGACCCUGGGCCCCCUCCCUGGCCUUUCAUCCUGUCUGUCUGUCUUUUUGAGUGUUUUCCCUUUCUGCUCCUGCUCCUGUGGUACCCCUCUGGCCGGGACACCCAGGAGAAUGUGUCGGGAGGAACCUCAUCCACACGGGGCGGGGGCUCUGAGGGAUGCUUUGGGUGGGGAGGGGCACCGCUGGGACGCUGGCUUCUCUCCAAAUGGGCCUCUGAAUCCAGGCCGGGCAUUGCCUCUCUCUUUCCCAGGUGAGGGACUCCCUGGCAAGGCGGUGGUUUGGCACUGGGGGUGAGAGCAGAUCACAGGUCCCACCUGGCCUGGAGCUAGGCCGAGGGUGGGGAGGAGGAGGUGAUGUCAGAGGAGCCUCAGGCCCCACAUGUUCCUCCCCCAUCCUGUUCCCAGCCCCAUGCCUCCCCCAUUCGGCUGUGGCUACCAUUGGGUUGGGGAGUUGGGGGGAGGGUAGCGGCAGGGCUGUUUUUGUUUCUCCUAAGCCAGGAAGUUGUGUGGAUGAGUCAAGGUUGAAUGGAGAGCCCUAGGCAGUGUUGUCCCGCCUGCCCUGACUCACCUGUCCCCCAAAUCCCCUGAUGCCCUCACUGAGGGGUCAGGUGCCUGCGCCCUCCUGAGGGGUCAAUCCCAGGUGUCCCAGGUGGCCUCAUAGUACUGGCCCAGUGUUCGGAGAACAGGCUAGGGGCUGGGAUUGCAGGUUCUCCCAGGUCUCAGUCCAGCCAAAGGGGUCUGCCUGGUUCCUGAGGAGGAGGGGCCAGCCCCACCUCCACCUCUAGUGCUCGCCUUUGCCGGCCCUCCUGUCUUUACUUGUCCUGAGUGUCUGUGCAGCCCCUGUAAGUGAUAAGACAUGGGUGAGAUUGGCCUUGCCUGGGGGUACCGGGUGCCCUUGGACAAAUGAGUAGAUAGGACAGGUGCGCAGUAAUGGAUGAUGUAGCCCCUGCACAGUGCUGAGAGGGAGUCGUUCACUCAGAAUGUGGAAAGCCAGGAAGGCUUCUCAGAGGAAGUGGCUCUAGCAUUGCAGCCUCAGGAAAGAGUUGGGCAGGAGGAUGGCCUGGGGAGGGUACGCAAGGUUUAGGGGCUGCUGUGGCCAGGACGCCUACCCCAGGUCUGCUCUCCCCCUUGCACUGAAGCGGAGCCGGCUCUCCUGACUUUCUGGCUCCCAUCCUUCCCCACCUCCUUCUCCCCCCUGCAUCACUCAUCCCUUGGGCAGGCCAAACUUCACCAGGUACGAACAGGCUCUGGCAACUGGGUCUGGCAACACAGUGCUGGAAAAACCCGGGCAGUGCCUGGAGCAGUGAGUGCCCCACGCGUGGAGGCAAAGGAGUGGACCUUUGCCCUGACCCUGAGGGCUGAGCCUGAGAGUGUGUGGGUUGUGAAAUCUGUUGUGACCACCAGGCUUGUGGUGGGUGGACCCUCAGCUCUUCCUGUGAGCAACUUUGUGCUAAAGAAAGAGCACUGGAGCUGGGCGCAGUGGCUCACGCCUGUAAUCCCAGCACUUUGGGAGGCCAAGGUGGACGGAUCAGGAGUUCGAGACCAGCCUGGCCAACGUGGUGAAACCCUAUCUCUACUAAAAAUACAAAAAUUAGCUGGGCAUGGUGGCAUGCACCUAUAAUCCCAGUUACUCGGGAGGUUAAGGCAAGAGAAUCGCUUGAACCCAGGAGGCAGAGGUUGCAGUGAAAAAAAAAAAAACAAAAAAAAAACAGAAAGAGCACUGGACUUGGAGUCUAAACACCAGGUUCUACUCCUGACUCACCUGUGACUCAGGGCACCAGGUUCUACUCCCCGACUCACCUGUGACUGAGGGUAAGAAUGCUUCCUUCUCAGAGACUCAGUGUCCCUUUUAUAAAAUGAGGCUCAUUCUGUCCUUCCCCAAGGGCUUCAGGGAAACUCCAGUUAGAGCAGUGAGGUGCUAGGUAAACUCUGAGGGGCACCUUAACCACCGUGUGAGGUCAGGAGGUCUGAUUUCUCUAGUCCCCUCUCCCCAGGACAAGGGCACACAACUGACACAACUGGUUCCAUUCUGCCCCUCUCUCCCUCAGAUGCCAUGGAGCUGGAUCUGUCUCCACCUCAUCUUGGCAGCUCUCCGGAAGACCUUUGCCCAGCCCCCGGGACCCCUCCUGGGACUCCCCGGCCCCCUGAUACCCCUCUGCCUGAGGAAGUAAAGAGGUCCCAGCCUCUCCUCAUCCCAACCACCGGCAGGAAACUUCGAGAGGAGGAGCGGCGUGCCACCUCCCUCCCCUCCAUCCCCAACCCCUUCCCUGAGCUCUGCAGUCCUCCCUCACAGAGCCCCAUUCUUGGGGGCCCCUCUAGUGCAAGAGGGCUGCUCCCCCGCGAUGCCAGCCGCCCCCAUGUAGUAAAGGUGUACAGUGAGGACGGGGCCUGCAGGUCUGUGGAGGUGGCGGCAGGUGCCACAGCUCGCCAUGUGUGUGAAAUGCUGGUGCAGCGAGCUCACGCUUUGAGCGACGAGACCUGGGGGCUGGUGGAGUGCCACCCCCACCUGGCACUGGAGCGGGGUUUGGAGGACCACGAGUCCGUGGUGGAAGUGCAGGCUGCCUGGCCCGUGGGCGGAGAUAGCCGCUUCGUCUUCCGGAAAAACUUCGCCAAGUACGAACUGUUCAAGAGCUCCCCACACUCCCUGUUCCCAGAAAAAAUGGUCUCCAGCUGUCUCGAUGCACACACUGGUAUAUCCCAUGAAGACCUCAUCCAGAACUUCCUGAAUGCUGGCAGCUUCCCUGAGAUCCAGGGCUUUCUGCAGCUGCGGGGUUCAGGACGGAAGCUUUGGAAACGCUUUUUCUGCUUCUUGCGCCGAUCUGGCCUCUAUUACUCCACCAAGGGCACCUCUAAGGAUCCGAGGCACCUGCAGUACGUGGCAGAUGUGAACGAGUCCAACGUGUACGUGGUGACGCAAGGCCGCAAGCUCUACGGGAUGCCCACCGACUUCGGCUUCUGUGUCAAGCCCAACAAGCUUCGAAAUGGCCACAAGGGGCUUCGGAUCUUCUGCAGUGAAGAUGAGCAGAGCCGCACCUGCUGGCUGGCUGCCUUCCGCCUCUUCAAGUACGGGGUGCAGCUGUACAGGAAUUACCAGCAGGCACAGUCUCGCCAUCUGCGUCCGCCUUGUUUGGGUUCCCCACCCUUGAGAAGUGUCUCAGAUAAUACCCUGGUGGCCAUGGACUUCUCUGGCCAUGCUGGGCGCGUCAUCGAGAACCCCCGGGAGGCUCUGAGUGUGGCCCUGGAGGAGGCCCACGCCUGGAGGAAGAAGACAAACCACCGCCUCAGCCUGCCUACGCCGGCCUCCGGCACGAGCCUCAGUGCAGCCUGUUCCUGGUCCGGGAGAGUCAGCGGAACCCCCAGGGCUUUGUCCUCUCUUUGUGCCACCUGCAGAAAGUGAAGCAUUAUCUCAUCCUGCCGAACGAGGAGGAGGGCCGCCUGUACUUCAGCAUGGAUGAUGGCCAGACCCGCUUCACUGACCUGCUGCAGCUCGUGGAGUUCCACCAGCUGAACCGCGGCAUCCUGCCAUGCUUGCUGCGCCACUGCUGCACGCGGGUGGCCCUCUGACCAGGCCAUGGGCUGGCUCAUGCCUCAGCCCGCCUUCAGGCUGCCCACCGCCUCUCCAGCCAUCCAGUGGACUCUGGGACGUGGCAGCGGGGAACGGGAUGAGGAGCGGAAGGGUUCCCCCACUCCAGUUUUCUCCUCUGCUUCUUUGCCUCCCUCAGGUAGAAACCAGCCCCUGCUCCAGUUCACUCCUGACCCCUCUCCUCAAGGGAAGGCCUGGGGUGGCCCCUCCCCUUCUCCUAGCUCCGGAGUUGCUGCUCUAGGGCAGGGCAUUAUGGGAGAAUUGGGGGCAGCCCAGGCAGUCUCAUGCCCCACACUCUGUACAGACUGAGAGGCCAGUUGAUCUGCUCUGUUUUAUACCAGUGACAAUAAAGAUUAUUUUUUGAUAUA